UCCGGCUUUAUAAAGCCGGCGCCCGGCGCUGGGGCGCUGCCUCUGGGAUUUGCCUCGCCCCGAGCCAUGUCCUGCCUCCGCUGGGGGCUGCUGCUGCUCCUCCUGGGCAGCCCUGCGCUGGCGGCCCCUUUGCGAUGGGACAGAUCCCCGUUCAUCAUCUCGGAGAGCGAGCGGGGGCCGCCGUGCCCGGCCGAAUGCCCCCGCGAGCGCCACCGGCCCGUCUGCGCCUCCGACGGCAAGCUCUACCGAUCCCACUGCGUCUUCCAGCGCGCCCGGUGCCAGGAGCCUCUCCUGCAGGCGCUGCCCCGCUUCCGCUGUGGGGGCGCCCACCGGGACCCCACCAGCGUGAACCUCACCCGCUGCCAAGAGGAUCGCGCAGCCGCCCUGGCCCGGCGCCAGGCGGACUCCAUCUACGUCCCUGAGUGCGACGAGGACGGCUCCUUCUUGCAGGUGCAGUGCCACAGGCAGACGGGCUACUGCUGGUGUGCCACCGCCGAGGGCAAACCCGUCAGCGGGACGUCCGUGCUCAACCAGACGCCCAACUGCACAGGUUCCUAUGUGGUGCGACCGUCCUGGCAGGACCCUAACUCUUCACGGAGAGUGGCCUUCGAACUGUUUUCCUCCCUGAACGCAGAAGGCGGGAGACCCAGGCCCACCCCAGCAAGCCCCCCGCCCCACAAGCAGGAAGAGGGGACCUCGCUGCCGUUCCUCAUACCCAUCAUCCUCCCCGACUUCAAGCCCAACCGCACGGUGAAGCGGAUUCAAGAGUUCCCUCCGUCCUGCGAGCAGGAGCGGCUGGAGGCCCUCGAGGAAAUUCAGCAGCACCAGCAGGAGGGGACCUUCGUCCCGGAGUGCGAGGGAGACGGCACCUACAAACCCAUCCAGUGCCACCAGGCCACAGGCUACUGCUGGUGCGUGCAGGCCGACACCGGCCGGCCUGUCCCUGGCACCUCCACCAGGAACUUCCCGCCAGACUGCGAGUCUGACGCCGCGGCCAAGAGCGCAGAGAUGGGCUCUCUCUUCCGGGACAGGGCGCUGCCAGGCUGCCCGGGUCCCAAGAAGGCGGAGUUCCUGUCCAAUCUGAUGAAGGCCUUGACGUCCGACAUGAUCCAGUCCCGCCUGAUGCCCGUCACGUAUAGGAGGCUGUCGGAUCGCCUGGAGGAGCGGGCGGCGCGCUGGCAUUUCGUGCGCCUGGACAAGGACUUCAGCGACGGGCUGAGCGAGCGGGAGCUGCGGCCCCUCAAGCUCUACGUGAAGCAGCACACGCGGCCCAAGCGCUGCGCCCGCAAGUUCCUGGAGUACUGCGACCUGGACGCCAACCGGCUCGUCUCCCUGCCGGAGCUCAGGGGCUGCCUGGGGCUCAGCUAGCACUGGGCGUCUCCUCGAAGAGGGGCGCGCCCCGCUUCACCCUUCCCACCCCCAGGGGGCGCUGCCUCGCCCAGCACUGCAUUCCCACCCCUGAUGGCAGACGAUUUGCACUGUGAACUGUAGAAUGUGGAUUUUAUUUGUAACUCCCUGGCGCUGAAGAAAGUCGGACGGACCUUUCAGAAAGAAGGCGGGGGGGGGGGGCAUUGAUUUGCACCUGGGCGACUCCGCUGCUGUUCAGUCCUGGUUUUCCGCUCUUCUGUAGAUAAGAGAAUCCUGCAAAGUGCCGUUAGGGGGGUUUAUUUUAUUUAACCCCACCUAACCUUUGCUUAUUUUUACUAUCGGAGGAAGGGUUAGAAUCGGCUCCGACUACUUUAUAAUCCCUCCACUUCCUUAUAAAGCAGAAACGGUCAGGAAAAAAACAACCCAACAAUCCUGUAAUCUGUGUCCUCAAUCAAUAAAUUA
Mauremys mutica (yellowpond turtle) is the source of this 1830-nucleotide messenger RNA. RefSeq names its product SPARC-related modular calcium-binding protein 1-like. The transcript has 12 exons. Bases 67 to 1368 code for a protein of 433 amino acids. Gene Ontology annotation, cellular component: basement membrane. Gene Ontology annotation, biological process: extracellular matrix organization. Lineage: Eukaryota; Metazoa; Chordata; Testudines; Geoemydidae. The record is from RefSeq and is a predicted model, not a curated record. Gene Ontology annotation, molecular function: protein binding; calcium ion binding; heparin binding.